GUGAUUUUUUGGCAGAUCAUUGACAGUGGAGCGACCAGGCGACCUCAAUACACCACGGGCGUCUCCCAGUUUCCGUCUCAUUGUGGUUUGUGGGUCCAGGUUGGCAGAUCUGCUUUGAUCUGUGUGAGGUGAGGGCCCCUCCUGCAGAGGACAGGACACGAGAAGGUACGUGGGCAGGCGGGAAGGAGCACCUAGGGCGUCGUCGGUGGACAAACGGCCCUCAUUUCUCAUUGUGUGUGUGUCACUCUCAGGUCGUCAAGCGGCGGCAGUAAGUAUGAGGCCCUCUCUCUGCCCACCACCUAGCCCCACUCAUGGCCGCACGACAAGCAGCAGCUGAGCAGCAACAGGAGAGCGCCGCGGAGUCCCCGAUGGACGUCGACGCCGUGCAGCAACUCCAGAGCGGCGAUGAACCUGACCGUAAGCACCGAACUGCAUCUCAGACGCAAUCACACUCGUAGCACUUGAUUUGUGUCCAUGUGUGUGCCCAUGGUUGAUUGUGUUCAGGUGAGGACAAUGAGGAGGGCGGUGUGAUGGCCGAUGGGAGCCAAUCGGUGAGGCAUUCAUUCGCGAGCACCCCGUCCGUCCAUGUGACGCUCGUCACCUGGCUGUUCUCCCAUUGCCUCUGUGUCGCUGUGUCAGGACGGUGGUAUGCAGGACGACAGUGACGACGGAGGGAUGCUGGACGAAGACCAAGACCAAGACGACGAGAUGGAUGACAGUGAGGGGGACGACGGCAGUGACUCAGACAGCGACGGUCAUGACGAUGGCUAUGAGGAGAACGGUACGCCAGGCAGAUAGACACAUGAGAGGGAGGGAGGGAGGUGCGGGCCCAUACAUGCAUUCGUUGUCGGUGUGCGUCGUCUGAUGACGGUGUGUGUUGUAGGUAACCCGGUGGUGCCAAUCACCUCGGUCGACGUACCAGACGGUUGUUUGGGUGUCAAUGACAUCGAGGCUCGCUUCCCUCUCGGCACCAACGAGGCCACCAAGGAGCUGGCAUUGGGCAUCAUCGGCCGCACCAUCAUCGACCCACGCCAAGUGACCACCCUCAUCCGGCAGCACCAGGGCGCCGAGCCGGAUAUCGCCCCGAAGCUGCGGCAGAAGGGCAGCAACUGUCGUGGCGAUCGUCCCUGCUCCCUGGUCCAUCUCGCCAUUGACAACAAGUCGGACUACACCGUCGAGACCAUCCAUGCAGAAGCCGAUGAGGGUGCUAUCCGUCCCGUGGCCCUUCCGAAGUGGCCGUCUGACGAGCUGGAGGAGGGCAUCCUGACCGCACUCAUUGACGGAGGCGCCGACCUCAACACGGACUUGGACAGGCCCCUUCGAGGGGCGAUCCAACGGGGCAGGAAGACGGUAUUCGACCUGCUGAUGGAGCGGGACGACAUCGAUCUGCGCGGAGCAACGGCGAUGGAGCUACCCGACCCGCGUCGUCAGCCUCCCUCUUGA
Vitrella brassicaformis is the source of this 1443-nucleotide messenger RNA. Lineage: Eukaryota; Vitrellaceae. The record is from the annotation of a GenBank genome assembly.